CUCGAGUACUCGCACACUCGCCGCACGUGCAUGUAGGAUCGUAGACAGACCACAGCCUAUAGAACAAAAACUAGUUUAAAUUUGUGAUAAACAAUUUGCGUUUGCCAUUCGUUUGAAAUGGCGAGCACCACGUUGGCGGAACAGCUGAAUAAGCUGAAAACUCCGCAAACCUCCUUGUUGCUGCAAGACAAGUACAAGCCAAGUUUGCUGUUCGAUACAAAAGAAGCAUCCAAGUUGGAUAAAGAUGCUGUCUAUAAAAUUGGUGUUAGUGGUUUGAAUGAACUUAUCAAAUUCAAUGAGCAAUUUGAGGAAUUUAGCAAGACGCUAUUUUCCAUUGCCUCUAUUGGCUUUGAGCGUUCAGUUCAGGACAGAAAAACCAAUAGUAAAUUAAAUUCUGAUAUUGAAAGAUUUCUUGUUUUAAUAUCACCACAUUUUAUAUUGAAUUCUGCUCAUAAGGCAUUAGAAUGGCUCAUACACAGAUUUCAUAUUCAUGAUUUUAACAAAGAUCACUUUAUAAUGAUGAUCUUGCCCCAUCACGACAGACGGAUAUUUGUCAGGGCACUUCAAAUUAUUAAUUUAUCAGACCCAGCAGACAAAUGGGGUUGGUUAAGACCAUUAAAAAAAACAAGAACUCCUUUACCAUUUGCUUCAUUAGUGCACGAAGUAUCUACAAACAAUGGCUUACUUAAACAAAUUUGCGAAUAUGUCAUUUUUGCCACUAUGACAUAUGGAGAGAAAGCUGACAAUUUGAGAACAAUGUACUCUUUCUUCACUUCAGUUAUCAUAAUGACUGUUGACAGAUCAGAUAUUACAGAUGUACAAUUUAACCAUAUAUUACCAGCAUUAGUGAAAGGCCUAGGAAGUCAGGUAUCAGAUUUUGCUGCUAGUUCUUACAUGAUUUUAAGCAAACUUAUUACUAAAGUCACUAUUAGAGAUGAAACUAUGGAUUUACUUAUCUUAAAAGGUAUAAAAAAAGUUCAUCCAGAUCUUCAUAAAGAAAUUGUGCUUCUUAUGUUGCAUUUGUAUAAUAAUCCAUUUAAUUGUUUAUCAAGAGUUUCUGAAACUUUAAUGGUGAAGUUAUCAAAAAAAACUUGGUUUGUUGAAACUAUUGUGGAGGUAAAAAAUUUAGGAGUCAAUAUUAUUGAUUUCAUGAAUACAUUUUUGGAGACAGCUUUCAACUAUAUUGCAAAAUCUUCUGGAGAUGAAGAAGAAUCUGGAUUAGAAUUAGUUACAAGAAUUAAAAGUGUAGUUGAAGAUAUUUUUGAUAAAAUUAAUUUUGAUGAUAAAGAAAUAUUGUCAAUUUUAGAAAAUACUUUAUCAGAAGAUGUUGUCUCUAUGAAAAAUGCUAAAGUUACUAGAGACUUUUUUGAUAAAAUUUACAAAUCAAUUGAGAUUAGGUAUCCAAAGGCAUUUGACAAAUUCUUACAAGAUAAGAUGAAUCCUGAAGAGUCUAGUGCACAAUCAAGGAAUAUUUUACGAUUUUUCAUUUCUUGGUAUUCAAAAGCUGAUGAUUCUUUAGAUGUAUUCAUUGGGUUGAACCAUAAUAUUCCUGAAAAGAGAUUGAUGGCCAUUCAGCAUUUGGGCAAGAAGAAUCCUGAAAUUCCAGAUAAUCUUAGUGAUAUAGUCAAAAACUCUCUUAUGGCUAGGCUUAAUGAUGAUGAUGACAGAGUGGUAAAUGCUGUUAUAAAUUUACCAAUAAGUCUCCUUCAGAGUACAUUUGAUAUUGAUAUUUUGAAAACUCAGUUAAUUGUUCUUCUAUCCAAAUGCCAUAUAAAAGAAAGAAAAUUUUUGGUUAAACCAGCUCUGAAAGUUUUGAUCCAUCUUUGUGUUGAGAAACAAGAUGAAAAACAAGAUACUUUUGUAUUCUUAGUGGUUUUGCCUUACUUGUUUCCUAUCAAAGAAGAGGAUGUAGAUAUUUCUCUAGAAAUUUUAAAAUCAGAUUUAGCCAAGAAAAAUCCAUAUUUAAAGGCUGUAGCAGAAGAAGUAAAAAGUACUCCCAGUUCUGAAACUUUGAGAACAGCAGCAUUUCACUACAUUCUGAGAUCAGAGUUACUACCAUCAGCAUCUAAUAUUUUGUUAGCAAUUAAAGAAGAGUUGUAUGAACCAGAUGCAGCAUCAGUUUUCUUUAACAUGAUUACUUUGGGAUCAGUAUGCAGAGUUCCAUCUGAAUCACUUUCUGACCAAACAGCAAUAAAAGCUAUAGAAAUGGCUGAAGAAAUGGUGAAAAAGUAUCCUAAUAUAAAGCCUUUGAAAAAUGCCACUCAAAUUAAUGCAGAAAAUCUUGAUGCCGCUAUUAUUUAUUUGGAAAAAGGAUACGUACCUCUACAAGUGAUAACAUAUGUUUUAGAACAAGUGCAUAGGCGAUUAAAGUCAGAUUAUUAUAAAAAUUAUUCAUUUGAUUUUGAAGAUGAUUCUAAUUGUAGUCAAUUAGUUCUUAGAAUUGUAGAGAUUGUUUUUGAUGCAAUGAUUCCUCGACAUAGAUCAAACCAUGCUGAAUUUGUAGCACAUUACGAAUGGUAUUUAUCAAUUUUCUUUGAAAUACAUUUCAAAGAUGUAAUAGAACGAGUUCGAUUUUUAUCGCAAUUAUUCAUCUCGCCAAUGAAAAUUCAAACAUCUUUAUGUUCCAUGAAAUAUUGUUUGAAAUUUUUAGAUGACUGCGACUCUUAUCAAUGGGCUUUUAGUGACAAUAUUUUAAUGACUCAUUUGUUGCUAGUACUUGGCAGUGAACAUGAACAAUGCAGAGAAAGUGCAAUGACUUUAUUGAAGAAACUUUCUCAAACAUUUAAUAUUGCCAUGGAAGGAUUUUCAGUAUUGAUUUCUGAAUUGAUUAAUCGUAAAGUGGAAAUUACAAUGGAUCCUGAACAACUUCCUCUUGUUUUGUAUACACUUUUAUCUCCUGAUCCAGAUGUGAUUGAUAAUUUAAGACCUAGUAUACAGAAGAAAAUGCAAACAAUAAGAGAGAUAUUUAUAAAUGAGGUAUUAAACAAAGAAGUACCAAUGCACAUUCGAGCUCAACUGCUAGAAACUCUUACAUACGUAAAUGGACCUGCGAUUCUUGAAAAACUGGUGCCUUUGGGAUCAGAAUUAUUGGAACAAAAAGAUCUGGAAAAAAAAUCUUGGUCGCAGUUAGCAUUGAAGAAUAUCAUUCAAAGAUUUGACAAUACCACGGUAGAGUCACUCAAGAACAGCAAAGUUUUUGACUUUUUCCUAAAGUGUAUCUCCGAUGAUAAAACACAGAUUUCUGCCAAGAAUGUUUCACUAUUUGUCAGUGUCAUCGCCAUGAAACAAAUCGACGAAGUCUUUUUCGAUAAACUCGGCGAAAUCUCACCGAGCGUCCAGAAGGAGAUACUGUCGAAACUCAUCGACGUGUUCAUCGAUUGCAACGCCGCACCCAUCAUAAACGCCAUUACGAAGUCAGUGAAGAAAAUCAGGAUCGACGCCCAAUUCGUCGUGGACGAGCUCAAGAUCAUGCUGACGCCCGACGAAAACGAGUCCCAAGCGGCCAACUCGACGCUGAAAAAACGACGAAGCCUCGCCAGGAUGAGAUAUCAGUUCGACUCGAAGGUCGUCGAAACAAAGAAAUGGAAAAGAGGAAUCACAUUGAUGGAAUUCGUGCAAUUCUCGCAGAAGAACAUGGAGAAUAAGCAGCUCUUGGCGCCCGUGCUCUUUGACGUGUUGAAAACGACUCUUUGCUUCGACGAGCAGAGCCCCGUCGAGUACAUCAAUCAAUUGGUACUGUCGACCAUCCACCAUCUGGCCGUGGAAUCCAUUCACUUUGAGAAUCCUGACGCAAAGGUCGACAUUAUAUCCCAGUGCAUCAGAACAUCGCAGAACCCGCAGACUCAUCAUCACGCCCUGUUGGUGCUGGUCGAACUGAUCAAACUUGCCAACGUCCGAGUGGCGCUGCAAAACCUCAUGCCCAUCUUCACGUUCAUGGGCAGCACCGUACUGCGCCAGGACGACGCCUACUCGAUUCAGGUCAUCUGCAAGACCAUCGACACCGUCGUGCCGAUCAUCAGUUCCAGCAACAACACCAGCCACAUCUGCGAGCUUCUGCGACUGUUCAUCACGUCGUUGCCGGACAUCCCCGAGCACAGACGCGAUCCGCUGUUCACGAAGCUUCUCUUCUUGCUGGAGGAUCAUCUGCACCUCUACUACCUGCUGACCUUCGAGAAUAACGUGUACUCGAAGAAGACCUCGCAGUCGUCGACCUCCGAGCCGGACUCGGAGAGGAUGGACUUUGCCCUGACGAUAUCGCACAAAUUUCCCGUUGACAAGAUCAUGGACGUUGCCGUGAAACUGAUGCAGUUCGCGACCAAGCUACCGGCCGAGGUCGACGACAAGGACAAGAGCAAGUGCAACGCAGCGGUCAAGCACAUCAUCGACAUGAAGAACACCACGGCCAAACAGCUGCGCCACUACAAGUACACGCUGGUCCAGUUCUUGGCCAAGCUGCUGUCCAACACCGAGUUCGUCAAUCGCAUCGCCGAACUGCCCGAGGAGGAGAUGCUCCAGCUGAAUCCCUACUACGACGACAUCAUCGUCGAGCUGGUCAUUUGCAUCAAGACGACGUCCAAGCACGCUCACUUGAAUCGCGACAAGCCCAACGGCAAGUACUGGAAGGUACUGCUCAACGGCUUCUACGACGUGCUCGACCAAGUGAACUACUUGCUGCCCAACGACAUGUUCACCACCAGCAUUGCCAGUUUGAUCAAUCACGAGUCGCUCGUGGUCAAGCACAAGAUCUUCGACCUUCUCAACGCUCGAUUGGUCCAGAAGAAAUUCAACGAGGACGAUUACGACAGCUUGGUGUACCUCAUGCAGCCCAUCAAAGCCGUCUUCGAGGAAAAUCAGAAAUCCCCGAGCCCCGAAAUGGAGCACAUUCAGCAGACGGCUUUGAUCUCGCUGAAGCUGUUGGCCAAACUCUUGGCUGGCAAACAUCCGGAAGACUUCAAAUCGGUCCUGGAGUUAACGACGAACCUCGUGAAAAAGCGCGAGGGCGGUGUGCGCGCCAGCGCGGUACUCUGCCUCGCCGAGCUCUGCAGUUCCAUGCGCGUCCACGCCAUUCAGGCUCUCAACAAAUUCAUGCCGGCUCUCAUCAAACUUCUGAACGCGUACCCGCACGUAGAGGUACCCGACGCCACGACCGUCAAUUUGGUCUACGCCCUGCAGAAGAUCGUCGAGUCGAUCGGCAACUUUUUGUCCAUGUAUCUGGACCAGUUGCUGUCGGGCCUGUCGAAGCUCAGCAACUUCUAUGCCCGGAGCGAGCACGCCAAGAGCGCCAUGCUCAUCACCCGACUGCGAGCCACCACUCAAAAGCUCUCCAGCUCCACUCCUCUGAGAGUCCUGCUGCCAGCUGCCGAAAAAACUUACAACAAAAUGCUCGAAGCCAAGAAUUACCAGCACGUGCCAGCUUUGAUGACGAUCUUGGCCGAGUCCUUCGGCUCCGUGAAAAAUACCGAGCUCUCCCACGCGGUCCCCGACCUAACCAACUUCUUCCUCAAGGUGCUGCAAUUCCGCGAGGAGGUAACGGUCAACGACAGUGACAUGGAUGUCGACGGUGAGGUGACGCUCGCCGACGUCACUUGCGUCGAGAAAAGCGCCAGCCAAGCCGUCGUCGCUCUGGUGCUGAAACUGAGCGAGGCCACCUUCCGUCCCUUGUACUACAGACUCUACGAUUGGGCCGCCAGGAAUCCUCAAUUCAAGCAGAGAAACAUCACUUUCUACAGAUUGUCGGCCAACAUCGCCGAGUCCCUCAAGUCUCUCUUCGUCCUGUUCGCCGGCGCCAUUGUCAAGCACGUGUCUAACUUGCUCACGGCCAACAAUGUGCUGACCAGCAGCGAGGAAAAGAGCGAGGCCACCCUGGACGACGAGGCCAGCCAAAUGGAGCUCAUACAGGAAAUACUGCUGACUUUGCGCCGUGUGUUCACCUACGACGGCCACGACUUCGUCAACCAGGAGCGAUUCGACAUACUCAUGCAGCCGAUCGUCGACCAGAUCGAGAACACCCUCGGCAGCCGAGAGCAGUACGAGGCCCGCAUGAAGGAGUACUUGGUGCCGUGUAUCGCCGCCUUUGCCAAUGCCACACCUGACGACUCUCUGCACAAGCAGCUCACCUACCAGAUUUUGCUCAAGACUAGAAAUACUAAUCCAUUGGUUCGCAACACAGCUCUCAAUGCUAUGGUUGAAAUUCUUAAAAAGCUUGAGGAGGACUUCUUGCCACUAUUGCCAGAAACAGUGCCGUUCCUUGCUGAACUUCUCGAGGACGAGGAUGAGACGAUCGAAAAGAAUGCCGCAGAAGCUGUACGCGUAUUCGAAGAAGUACUUAAAGAAGAUCUACAGAAGUACUUUGAAAAGCAUUAAAUGUCAAGCAUGUUCACUAUUUAAUAUAUAAGCCUUAGUCGUAGUUUUGUACAUAAGUGUAUGUAUAUAUUGUAAAAAAAUAAGCAAUUUUUUCUAAUUUAAUUAAAUAUUUUUAUUAUUAUUUUCAAAAUUCAACGCUCCAUUUCCAUACACCGUAAUUGAAAUUAACUUUUUUGACGCUGGUUUAUGGCAUAAUCACUCGUGAUGAUCUAUGGAUUCUGUUGAAACAAACUUGAAAAAACAAUAUCACUUUUUAAUUUAAAAAUUUAAUACGUUGGUCUGGUUAAAAAAUCCAUAGGCCUAUUUGUGCUUAUAAAUUUUUCCAAAUCUUUGAUAUUUUUAAUUUUUUAUUAGCAUCGAUCUCAAAAUAUAUGAGUCAGGAAAUGUAGGUAAUUACAUGCAAACACACGAAUUUUCGUCGGAUAAUUAAAAAAGUGAAAAUAAAUUUCAAGUUACCAAAAGUGCAAGGGUUGUGAAGGUUAAUGAAGAAAAAUAAAUAAAAAUAGUUUAAGUAUUAUUGUA
Molecule: messenger RNA, 6885 nt
Organism: Trichogramma pretiosum
Lineage: Eukaryota; Metazoa; Arthropoda; Insecta; Hymenoptera; Trichogrammatidae
Product: HEAT repeat-containing protein 1
Exons: 4
Coding region: 118-6363 (2081 amino acids)
Biological process (GO): maturation of SSU-rRNA from tricistronic rRNA transcript (SSU-rRNA, 5.8S rRNA, LSU-rRNA); positive regulation of transcription by RNA polymerase I
Cellular component (GO): small-subunit processome; 90S preribosome; t-UTP complex
Molecular function (GO): snoRNA binding
Source: RefSeq, a predicted model, not a curated record